Molecule: messenger RNA, 795 nt
Organism: Theobroma umbraticum
Lineage: Eukaryota; Viridiplantae; Streptophyta; Magnoliopsida; Malvales; Malvaceae
Product: cytokinin riboside 5'-monophosphate phosphoribohydrolase LOG1-like
Biological process (GO): cytokinin biosynthetic process
Cellular component (GO): cytosol; nucleus
Molecular function (GO): hydrolase activity, hydrolyzing N-glycosyl compounds
Source: RefSeq, a predicted model, not a curated record
UCUUCUGCAUUUGUAGUUCUCUGUGUCUCUUACUCACGUAUCAUUUCUUUUUCUACUCUUUUCUUUGCACACAACCUUCUGGGAGAAAUGGAAAGGGAUGGAACAUCCACCACAAAUGAAAUGAAAAGAAGGUUCAAGAGAAUAUGCGUUUUCUGUGGUAGUAAAGCUGGAUACAAGGCUUCUUUCGGUGAUGCAGCUCUCGAGCUUGGUAAACAGCUGGUUGAAAGAAAGAUUAAUUUGAUCUAUGGUGGAGGAAGUGUAGGUCUAAUGGGAUUGAUCUCUCAGACUGUCUUUAACGGUGGUUGCCAUGUACUUGGAGUGAUUCCUAGAGCUCUUUUGCCCCAUGAGAUAUCCGGAGAAACUGUUGGAGAAUUGAAAACAGUUGCAGACAUGCAUCAAAGAAAGUCAGAAAUGGCGAAACAUGCUGAAGCUUUCAUUGCACUUCCUGGAGGUUAUGGUACCAUGGAAGAGCUGUUAGAGAUGAUAACCUGGUCUCAGUUAGGAAUCCAUGAGAAGCCCGUUGGAUUGUUGAAUGUCGACGGGUAUUACAACUGCUUGCUUGAUUUAUUUGACAAGGGAGUUGAAGAAGGCUUUAUUGACAGUUCUGCGAGACAUAUUGUGGUUAUUGCAGAUACAGCCGAAGAACUUAUCCGGAAAAUGGAGGAGUACGCGCCAGUGCAUGACAAGGUUGCACCCAGACAAAAUUGGGAAGUGGACCAACUAUCAGAGUCUACUGGAAGUGGGGAACCCCUAAGCUCUUAGGUCUUAAUCAGCAAUCUCUAUAUGCAUAAUUAA